Molecule: messenger RNA, 1008 nt
Organism: Aureobasidium melanogenum CBS 110374
Lineage: Eukaryota; Fungi; Ascomycota; Dothideomycetes; Dothideales; Saccotheciaceae
Product: Mov34/MPN/PAD-1 family protein
Exons: 3
Coding region: 1-1008 (335 amino acids)
Biological process (GO): protein deubiquitination; proteasome-mediated ubiquitin-dependent protein catabolic process
Cellular component (GO): proteasome regulatory particle, lid subcomplex
Molecular function (GO): metallopeptidase activity; protein binding; proteasome binding
Source: RefSeq, a predicted model, not a curated record
AUGGAUCGCCUUUCGCGAAUGCUGGCCGCCGCUCAGGGCAUGGGAGGCGGUGCUGGUGGUAUGCAGCAGGACGGCAAUGUCGUCGACAACUCCGAAACCGUCUACAUCUCAUCUCUCGCUCUCCUCAAGAUGCUGCGCCACGGAAGAGCUGGUGUCCCUAUGGAAGUCAUGGGUCUGAUGCUCGGUGAAUUCGUCGAUGACUACACUGUCCGUGUCGUCGAUGUCUUUGCUAUGCCUCAAAGCGGUACUGGUGUCUCAGUCGAAGCUGUCGACCCCGUCUUCCAAACAAAAAUGAUGGACAUGCUCCGUCAAACUGGUCGUCCUGAGACUGUCGUCGGCUGGUACCACUCACAUCCCGGUUUCGGCUGCUGGCUGUCUAGCGUUGAUAUAAAUACUCAGCAAUCCUUCGAACAACUCACCCCUCGUGCCGUGGCUGUUGUCAUCGAUCCCAUCCAGUCCGUCAAGGGUAAGGUCGUCAUCGACGCCUUCCGCCUCAUCAAUCCACAGACUCUCAUGCUUGGUCAAGAGCCUCGCCAAACCACUUCCAACGUCGGCCAUCUCAACAAGCCUUCCAUCCAAGCUCUGAUUCACGGUCUCAAUCGUCAUUACUACAGUAUCGCCGUCGGUUACCUCAAGGGUCGUGGUGAAGAGGCUAUGCUCAUGAACCUACACAAGAGUGUCUGGACAGAAGCCCUGGAGAUGCCCGACUUUAAGGCUGAGGGUGAUCGCACACUGGAGAAGCUCAACAAGCUCGUCAGCUUGGCCGAAGGUUACGAGAAGCGUGUCAAGGAAGAGACCGAACUGACCAAGGAUCAACUACGCACAAGAUACGUCGGCAAGGUCGACCCCAAGAAGCACAUCGAAACUCUCGGCCAAGAUCUGCUCGAAGACAACAUUGUUUCCGUAUCGCGCCAAAUGAUUGACAAGGAAGCUUCGGUACCAUCAGCUUGCCGCAUAGAGGCUGUUGAGGACGAUGCCGAUGGCAUGGCUGUCGAUCAGACCGCAUAG